UUUUAGUUUUUGUUGUUGUUGUCUACUGUCUAUGGUUGUUGUUGUACGUCCAGCUGAUCUGCCUUUAUAUCAUUUAAAACUUCGGAUAUGAGUUUUGAUAGACGCGUGGAUUUGAGCAACGGCCUCGAGGAUGUUCCUGUUCUAAUUGAGUGGAAUAUAGCCGUAAGGAAGUUUCCUGAAUUUCAGUAUUCCCCAGAUAAUAUUCAGGGACCAGGAUGCACUAUUGACCCCAGUGAAGUCACCCUUCCUGGAUGCUCCUGCCUUUCCCGCUCCUGCUUACCUGAGAACUGCUCCUGCCUGCAGACACAUGGACAGGCGUACGACACCACCGGCACGCGGCUGAACCUUAGCAGAACGAACUCUGGUUACUGCUCACCUCUGUUUGAGUGUAAUGCCCUUUGCACCUGCAGUGAUGCCUGCUCUAACCGGGUGGUGCAGAGAGGGCUAAGACUCAGGUUGGAGGUUUACAGCACCGAGAAGAGGGGCUGGGGAGUGAGGACACUAGAGGCAAUUCCACAUGGGACGUUUGUGUGCGAGUAUGCAGGAGAGGUGAUCAGUUUUGAGGAGGCCAGACGCAGACAGCUUGCCCAGAGAGCUGAGGAAAAUAACUACAUCAUCGGCGUAAGGGAGCAUGCAGGUACAGGGUCCGUCACAGAGACAUUUGUGGACCCUGCCAUGGUGGGAAACGUAGGCCGCUUUCUCAACCACGCCUGCCAACCCAAUCUGUUCAUGCAGCCAGUCCGUGUGCACUCUGUGGUUCCUAGGCUGGCGCUGUUUGCUGGACGGAACAUUGAUGCACAAGAGGAGCUGACGUUUGACUACUCAGGAGGAUACAGUAACCAACCUCCUGUAGAGCUGCUGUCCACACAAAGUGACGCUGUCACACAGGCCAGUAGGGCAGAUGGACUCCAGAGGAAAGAGUGCCACUGUGGUGCCAACCACUGUGUUCAGUUCCUUCCAUUGGAUUUAUCUAUUAUCAACUGAAAUUGUUUAAAUUAAUGUUUCUAUCACAUUUGUUUUCAUCUGAAUGUCAAGAGAUGGAUUUGUUUUUCCGAAUGAUAGAGAAAAGAUUUUUGUCCUUUUUUCUCCUGAUUUAAAAAAAGAAAAAAACUACUUAGUUGUGUCUUGGUCUAUUUUCAGUUUCACUGAAAUCUUGGUCAGUUCAACCACUCAUUAUAACAAGACAAUGCAACUUGUUGAUGGCUCCAUGAAUGCAAUCAGCUGGAUGAGUCAUGUCGGUGCCCAUCAUUGUUUCCUGUUCAAUCUGUGUCUCCUUCCUGAUCUGCCACUGUCUCCUACUCAAUGUAAGAUGAUGCAAUGAAAACUAAAUCUCAAGGCUAGAGAGAGUAAACUUGUUGACAUUCCUGUUCUUUGACAUGUACACUCCCUUUCAUCUGUCAGGGUAUGCUUGUUCUGUAUAGGACAUUUCCCACCACAUUUACAGGCUUGCAGCUGUCAUCUUGUCCUGGCACGUUUAAGUCAUCAUUUGCACUGACAGUGAUGGGAGGAAUGCUGUUCAAUAGUUUUCUUUUAAUAGCCACAUAGGCUACAGAAUUGAAGCGAGUAUUGAAAGCGUUGUGUUGAAUAUAGAAAGCUUUUUGCAGCAGGAAGUUGUCAAAAACAAAACGCCAAAAUGCUCAGUUAAAGUAAAAGCUGUCGUAUGUUUCCAUCAAAUUGACAUUUCUUUUCUGUCUUCAUACAAUGAAGCCUUCCCUUGUAGAUAUUCUCAGCUUCUCAUUGCUCUCAAACCUCAAGAGAGGUGGGACCAAUUAAAAAAGGCCAGGGGGUGUUUUUUAUAUAGAAACAGACUAUUCCCCUGUCAAAGGAGGGGCGAAGGUGUCCCACUUCAGUGUGACCAUUCUGAAAUCAGGACCUUCUCUGUUCAAUCUGCCCCGUUUCUAGUCUAGACCUGCUUUCAUCUUAUUAAUAUCCACAUCUGGGUUAAUUAGGAUGGAGACCGGGUUUCAUCCAGAAAUGGGACCAGUGCUCCAGCCACACUAGGCCUGAGAGAGACUUAAUGAUUGGGGAGAUGGAAGCCCUCUGCUGAUCGGAGAGACUAAUGCCAAGUUGAGUUUCUGUGUCACCCAGUGGAGAGACGAAUGGCACAGGAUGUUGUUAUUUCAACCUAUAUUUUCUUCUCUGUGAGGGUUACCUGAGAUUUUUUUUGUCAAAAUGGGCUGUUGCUCGCAUUGCAUCUGAUCUGAUCUAAACACUCAUGAAUUAAAAACUCAAAUGAAAGGAAUAGAUUAACAUUUUAGGAAAUACGCUUAUUUACUGUCUUGCCAAGAGUCACUGAUACCAAUCUGAUGUUUGUACGGUAAGUAUUAAGCUAUGACCAGAAGCAGGUUAGCUUAGCACUAAGACUGAAAACGGCUCUGUUCAUAAAAACAUAUUUACUAAAAUGUCAAACUAUCAUGACCUCAUACUGCAGUUGAAUGUGAUUGGAUGCAUACAGCAGUAGUAUAAUACAGCAACAAAUAAACCAAAUCACAGUUUGACAUCUGCAAGGUGUAUGAUACACGCCCUCUGUCUGAGAGAAAGAACAGUCAGUGUGGCUGUCCUUCAGGGAUAGAUCUGGCAACGCCAGACUACUGUCCUUACAACAAAUCUACCAAUAUAAGAAAAAAAACAAUCUCUUUUCAAAUGCUCAACUCGUGUCAUUUUUGAGUCAGAUGUCUGCAGUGGCUGGUUCGGAGGUGCACCAAGGCUGCUCUCACAGCCUGACUGUUGAAGAGCUGGGCUGCAAAUGAAUGGCUCAUUUUCAGGAUGGUCACCUAGCAACCAACAUUAAUCACAUGAGGUGAACUUCCCCACCGAACCUGCUCCACACCCACUCCGUACAAAAACAAACGUGUCAGGCAUGCCUUUCGAUGCAGGAGCGCUGUAUUUUGAGAGUAACAACAGGAUAUUUUUUUAUUGUACUUGUAUGUGUCCUUAUUGCACCGUGGGUCGGAGAGAAACGUAUGUUCAAUUGCUCUGUAUGUCUGGCACAUAUUGCAGAAUUCACAAUAAGGUUGACUUGACUUGAUCUUGCAUCUCAGAAAAUUAUUCUCCUAAAGGAAAAUAACUUUGUAUAAAAAUAAUAAUUUUAGAAGACUAUUGUCUGAAUGGUAUUGGAGGUAUACUUGGCUUGCAAACGCAGCAAGUUGAAGCACCCAGAAAUAUUGCAACAUGGUAUUUCAUAGCAAAGUGACCCGACAAGCAAAAUGUAACUGUUAUGAUUCUGUCCUUUAAAUGGAGGUUAUUGAGUUUUAGCCAUUUCAAUGAGAGAUCUGAUUUAAAUAUGUAUUUCACCUUUAUGUUUAAGUUUCGUCACUUCUAGUUGGUACGAGCAUUUUCAAGCAAUUUCUGCGUAACUGUAAUUAGUUAAUCAGUUCCGGUACUUAAUGACUGUUCUCUCUUGAGGCAUAGUGUACUGCUUGUGGUCUCACAAGCAGUAUUAUUUCUUCUUAUAUUCUAUCCUAUUAUUAUU
Molecule: messenger RNA, 3472 nt
Organism: Perca flavescens (yellow perch)
Lineage: Eukaryota; Metazoa; Chordata; Actinopteri; Perciformes; Percidae
Gene: setmar
Product: SET domain and mariner transposase fusion gene
Exons: 2
Coding region: 88-984 (298 amino acids)
Cellular component (GO): nucleus
Molecular function (GO): histone methyltransferase activity; protein binding; zinc ion binding
Source: RefSeq, a predicted model, not a curated record